UAAACAUGUUUACAUAAAUGUUGGUCUUGUUUUUUUUCUCUGUGUUACUGGCCUAGUCCACAUAGAUGUUUAACUUUGUUUUUUUUUUGUUUAUACAGGCAUCAUUUUUCUUCUUUCCGGAAGAAAAAAUCCAAAAAUCGUCGUAGACGAAUACGAGUACAGCAUAAAUCGUAAAAUGCAACAUAAAACCAUGUGGAUAUGUACGCAUUAUUAUAAAACCCAAUGCAGAGGCAGAGGUACAUCAUUUGGUAAAACAGUCAAAAUUACUGGAAAACACAAUCAUCCGCCAUCCACUUCCUUUAAUAAAUCUAAGGCGGUGUGUAAAUAUGUGACUUUAAUACGUCAGGGUAUGAUCUAUGUGGUUUCUGGUACCAGAAACCCAAUCCUGAUCCUAGACGAAAACGAGUAUACCAUUUACUCAAAGCGACAUGAUAACACAAGAUGGCGAUGCAGUUGGUACUUUAAAACUAAGUGCAAAUCCAGGUUAAUUUCAUCCGGUAAAAUUGUGGAAGUUUUAAAUGAACAUAAUCAUUUGGCGAAGACCAGUAGAAACUUGAGCAAUUGUCAAAGACAGUAUGUUUAUAUCAGAAGACGACUUACAUAGAUAUUAUUAUUGGCAAAUCUUCAAUCCUUUGAUUUCAGUAUGACUUAUUUAUUCUACUUCUUUGAAACUUCACGGCUCUUGGCCCUCAUUCCAGUUAAUGGCUGUUACAGAUUAUUUCGACCAGUGAUGAUAUUUGAAAUAUUUGUUUUUUUUUUAUACAUGUUACAGUUUGAGAAGUAUUAUAAAAGUAGGUCUCAAUAUUACUAGAGAUUAAGCUUUCAAUAAAGACUUUUGAAAUU
Ceutorhynchus assimilis (cabbage seed weevil) is the source of this 843-nucleotide messenger RNA. NCBI's taxonomy places the organism in Eukaryota, Metazoa, Arthropoda, Insecta, Coleoptera, Curculionidae. The record is from the annotation of a GenBank genome assembly.